AAAUCCUUUCCUCCAGAUUCUAAUUUAAUAGGUCGAAUUUCGCCGUCAGUUAAUUCUAUGCACUGUGUACAUUAGAAGGAAAAUAUAUCAAAUUGGAAAAUAUUUAUGAAGACCAAUCAUUUAGGACUUUUGGAAGGCCGAAAUUCAAUUUUCAUUUUACCCCAAAUGUUGAGGUCCGCGGCCAAUAGUCAUGGCGGAUAUCCAAAACUUUCCAAAACUCCAGGACAAGCGUUUGUCACUGAUUGGUAAACAGACCCACCGGCUGAGAAAGACCACCUCCAUCAGCAACGAUAAACUGAAGGACAGGUGCAGCACGUACGGUAAGGCGAUCGACAGGGACAAACGGAGCUAUGAUUACAAGAUGUGGCAGAAGACCAUGCCCCACAAACAGUACUACAUCCACACCAAGGGCACCCAGAGAUGUCUGAAGCGGAUCCGGGACCAGGUUCCGGACCUGGACGACGAGAGUGGGAUGUACGGCGUCUACGGCGGGACCUCCCUUAGGGACCUACAACCACAGAUCGACACCAUCAUCAAGAACCAACACCCAAGGGUCCGCCGCCUGAGGAAAACAGAGAAACUGCUGUCUGACGGGAAAACGGACGGGCGGAUCAUGAACAUCAAAGAGUCGAGGGGCAUGCUGGAGGCCAUCAUUAACCGGCCCUCAUUCCCGCCUCGGAGAGAGAGAGGAAUGACCCUGUACUUCAAAACUAGGAGGCCAUCAACGGUGGAUACCAACGACAUCACCAGCGCAGGCGCACUGCGACUUCCUCCUAUGGCGGUGUCCAGAGAGAACACGAAAUCAGGGAUGAUGUUCCGGCCAAAGUCCAAGUCCGUGGCCUUCAAAGGUCUCCCCAAGAGGUCCACAACCUUCGCCCUGGAUUUAUAGCGCGCCAUCGUGCUUCUUUGUUGCAAGUGCAAUAGCUUUGUUGCUGUGGUCAAAAUGCGUCCAGCAUGUGCAGUUGCUUCUUUAUUUCAAAGACAUGUUUAAUCAGUGCCAUUUUUUGUUAUUUUAAAGUAGUUUUGUGAGUACAUUAUUGAAGAGAUGAACAUUUCUAGAAAGAUGGAUGGACGUGAAUGUGUUCAUAAAUUACUAUUUGUUUGUAAUUUAAUUAAUACUGUUUGAUUUAAUUGUACAUAUUCGCCAUGUAAACAUUUUCACUUUCUUUGAUAAAAUAAUGCAUUAAUUGAC
This is a messenger RNA of Magallana angulata, 1192 nucleotides long. RefSeq lists its product as uncharacterized. Bases 191 to 889 code for a protein of 232 amino acids. Lineage: Eukaryota; Metazoa; Mollusca; Bivalvia; Ostreida; Ostreidae. The record is from RefSeq and is a predicted model, not a curated record. The transcript has 2 exons.